Alligator mississippiensis (American alligator) is the source of this 4569-nucleotide messenger RNA. RefSeq names its product histidine rich glycoprotein (gene HRG). The record is from RefSeq and is a predicted model, not a curated record. Gene Ontology annotation, molecular function: serine-type endopeptidase inhibitor activity; zinc ion binding; cysteine-type endopeptidase inhibitor activity. Bases 89 to 1900 code for a protein of 603 amino acids. Gene Ontology annotation, biological process: regulation of platelet activation; negative regulation of fibrinolysis; heme transport. Gene Ontology annotation, cellular component: extracellular region; blood microparticle; endolysosome. NCBI's taxonomy places the organism in Eukaryota, Metazoa, Chordata, Crocodylia, Alligatoridae. The transcript is spliced from 7 exons.
ACAUUUAUCUGUAUCUUCGCAUGCAAACUCAAAUUACUGGUUGUAGCCCAGCACAGAGCCGAGAAAGUAAUCUCAGGUUGAAAACAAAAUGGAGUUGUUAGCCAGAGCACUCUUUCUUGCACUGCUGCUCUGCUCCAGUGCCCAAAGCCAAAUGACUACAACAUCUGCAGACUGUGCUGCUGUGGAAACGGAUGCAGGAGUGGCCCUGGACUUGAUCAAUAAGCACCGCAGAGACGGCUAUCUUUUUAGUCUGUUUCGGGUGACUGAUGCCCAUGAGCAACAUACCGGGAAUUCGUCAUUCCUGUACUUAACUUUGGAUGUACUGGAAACUACGUGCUCUGUUUUAUCUGGGAAACACUGGGAAUCUUGUACAUUUCCCGAUCUCUAUUCAUUGGUCUUUGGGCAAUGUAAAGUUAUCAUGUAUACAAACAAGGAGUUCAAGAAAAAUUGGCUCUAUGGGUACAACUGCACUACGAGUUCAGUUCCUUACAAGUUAACCGAGUGCAAAGACUGCCCGGUACGACCUGAAUUUUUAGAAGAUGUUGAGGCAUACAGAGGGGAAGCUGAGCGAGCCUUGGUGAAAUACAAUGAUGAGAGCAACCACACUAAGUACUUCAAGGUGGAUAAAGUGGAAAAAGCAAUAAGACUGACUGCAGAUCGUCGAGGACAUAUCAUCGAAUUCAGCAUAAAAGAGACCAGAUGUUCCAAGUCCACAUCCCAUGUGACUGUAUCUGAAUGUGAUUUUCUAGAUGACGCACAUGCUCAUGUAGGAUUCUGUGAAACAAGGCUGUUGGUCAUCACAGAAGGUCCUGAGGCCAUCGAUAUAUCCUGUGAAAUCUAUGACACCCUGCUUGACAGAUGCCCCUUCCUCCACGACCACCACCACUGCUAUGGCCAUGGAUGCAGACAUCCCCCUGCAGGUCCAUCACAGAGACAUCAUCAUCAGCACCAUCAUUUUGGCCGUGGACAUCAUCACAGACAUGUACACCAUCCUAGAUGCCCACCACCUCCAGGUGGUAAUCAGAUCCAUUCAGAAGGACCUGAGCAUCACCACAAUUCCUCUGAAGAAGGACCUGGAUGCAGACAUCCCCCUGUACGUCCAUCACAGAGACAUCAUCAUCAGCACUAUCAUUUUGGCCGUGGACAUCAUCACAGACAUGUACACCAUCCUAAAUGCCCACCACCUCCAGGUGGUAAUCAGAUCCAAUCAGAAGGACCUGAGCAUCACCACAAUUCCUCUGAAGAAGGACCUGGAUGCAGACAUCCCCCUGUAGGUCCAUCACAGAGACAUCAUCAUAAACACCAACAUUCUGGCCGUGGACAUCAUCACAGACAUGUACACCAACCUAGAUGCCCGCCACCUCCAGGUGGUAGUCAGAUCCACCCAGAAGGACCUGAGCAUCUCCACAAUUCCUCUGAAGAAGAAGGCCAUCACCAACACAGCCCUGGAGGACUACCUCCUCCACUACCUCCCCAUGGACCGCAUGCACUUCCACCACCUCCAGGUGAAGUGACUCCCCCUCCUGUAGGUCCUUAUUUUCCUCCUCCACCACAUGAUACACCACUUCAUCCACCCCUGGAGCCCCCUCCUCAUGCCCAGGAGAGGCACUCAAAAGAACAUGUUUUCUCCCCCAUACCAGGAUCUGUCCAUCGCAUUCCAGUCUUAAAUGAGCAAGAUUCCCUCCUGCCACCCAUCAUAAACUUUCCUGAGCUUUCAACAAGGCCCCAUGAUCCAUUAGGCAGAGACCAGGAGUCCUCCUUGCUUGACAGAAGUCCAAAUAAGAAGCCAUCUCCUCUAGAUUUUCCACUGCACCUUUCACAAUCAACAUCUUGCCCAGGAAAACCCAAGUAUGAUAAACCCCUGCUUUUGUCUUUAUUUCCACCUCGACUUUCCAAGUAAAUGACUUCACCCUUAACUGAUAGGAUUAUUCUGAGCCCUUAGUUGCUGUAAACUGACAUAACCCUAAUGAGAUGUUAUACUUUUUUCUGUCUACAAAUAGGUGGCUUAGGGUGCCCACAUUUCCAAGUCUCAAAAUGGAACAACCGGAAAAUGUUGGGGAGCAGGAGGGGAUUACCUAAGUGCUUCCUUUUCAAAGGUCCUCCUGAAGCAUUAUGCCCCCUUUCCUCCCCCCUCUAGCAUACCCAGCUGACUCCAGGCUCCUCUCUCAGUGGUGCACAGUGGAGGGUGAGAGGGCAGAAGCAUUUUAAAGUGAUCCAGCUGAGGGCACAGGGCCGGGGAGCAGCUGCACAUCUGAAUAGGUGCUUCUACACAUGUUAUUAAUGUGAAGCAAUAAAAUCCAGCACAACUUGCACCAGAGUUUACUGCUCCUGGGAACAAAGUUUGCACAUGUGCCCAGUGCUAUAGCACACUGAGCCCUGGCACGGGGCACCAGAGGUCAGCCUGCCAUCCUGGGACUACUCCGACUUAGCUCAACGUGCUGUGGAGGGACUGGCUGGGGCACAAGGGUGCUACACUGUGGGUCUAGCCAUUAGGCAGCCUCCACACUGUAGCACUCUCAUGCCCCAGCCAGCCCCAUCACUGUCUACAUGUGUAUCAUAGUGGAGUAUAUAACUCCACCAUAGGAUAGUUUCAUAGUUGUUAGGGGCUGGGACCUCACAGAUCAUCGGGUCCAGCCUCCCUACACUUGGGUAGGAAACACCUCUGGGAUCAGAUGACCCCAGCAAGAUGGGCGUCAAGACAUUUUUUGAAGAUCACCAGGAUGGGUGACUGCCCCACCUCUGGGGGGAGCUUGUUCUUGACUUGCAAACAAGAUUUUCCUUAUAUCUAGCCUGAAGCAAUCCUCAAUCAUCCUGUGCUCAUUAUUUCUUGUACUCCCCUGGUGAGCCUUGGUGAACAAAUGCUCCCCCAGCCCCUGAUGUACAUCCCUAAUAUACUUAUGGGCUGCCACCAAGUCCCCUCUGAGUCUUCUCUUCUCCAGGCUGAACAGUCCCAAGUCCCUCAGCCUUUCCUCGUAUCACCUCAUUUCUAGGCCUCUAAUCAUGUGUGUGGCCCUCCUUUGGACUCUCUCAAGUUUGUCCACAUCCUUCCUGAAGUGCGGUGCCCAGAACUGGAUGCAGAACUCCAGCUGCGGUCUCACCAAGGCCGAGUAGAGAGGGCAGAUGACAUCCUUAGUCUUGCUCAAGAUGGCUCGUUAGAUGCAUGCCAGUGUUUGAUUAGCUCUACCAGCUAUGGCAUUGCAUUGGUGGCUUAUGUUCAUUUUGCUGCCUAUCACAACACCCAGGUCUUGUUUAAAUGUGGUGCUAGCAAGUGUAGCACUGCUGAGCCUGUAAGUGUGUUGUGGAUUAUUUCUCUCCAGAUGAAGCACUUUACAUUUUUUCAUAUUAAACAACAUCAGGUUGAGGUCCACCCACCUCGCGAGCCUGGCCAGCUUGGCCUGUAUUGCCAGCCUGUCUUCAAGUGUGAUCACACUCUCCCAUAGUUUGGUGUCAUCAGCGAACUUUGCUAGUAUGCUUUUAAUACCCGAAUCCAAACCGUUGAUGAACAUGUUGAAAAACACUGGCCUGAGUACUGAACCCAGAUUUGGUAAAUGGUGAACUACUCUCUUAGAGGGUCACAACCUGUAAUGGCAGAAUCCUCUGAGUUAGCUAAUCCCCUCCUUUCCUCUUUCCAAAUUCCCCCAAAGGUUAACGUUGUAUAGACACACUGGGUCAUGGAGAAAAGCAGUCUGUACAGGUUUCAGGAAAGAAAUGGGGGGACUUGGACAGGAAUCUGCAGAGUCCUGGUACAGCUGACGAACAGUAACAAUAGUAAAAAAUGUAUGGGUAUGGCUGUUAGGUGGUGGAGACAGUGUGCAACCAGAUUAGUUGAGCAGACCAUACAGAAGACUAAGGAGACAAAAGAAGCUGCACAGACCAUAGAGCACUGGAAAUCACGGGCUAGAUCAUCAGGCUCAAAGGGCAGUAAUCAGUGGCUCGUUGGCAACUGGUAUGAAGAGGAGUGACCCAGGGGUCAGUCCUGGAGCCGGUUUUGUUCAAUAUCUUCAUAAAUAACCCGGAUGAUGGCACAGAGCGCACCCUCAGCAAGUGUGCACAUGAUACCAAGCUGGGGGGAGAAGUAGAUACGCUGGAGGCUAGGGCUAUAAUACUUGUGUCAUGCAGUAGUCCCUAUGGUGGAGUUAACUAGUCUACUCUGGCCUAACAGCACUGCACAUGUAGACAGUGAUGAUUUACUGUGGAGCUAAUUCGUCAGGUCCACAGUAAAGCAUUUCGUGUGGAUGUGCCCAGUGAUACAGAAUCUGAGCAGUACUGAAUAAUUCUGUUUUUGAAGUGCUACAAAUUCCUGCAGGGUUUGAAUCAUUUCAAAUGCGCAUCUAAACAUGCCCGAAGAAGUUUAUGGAGGUUUCUGAAAAUGGGAAAACAGCAUUCAUUUGAGAAAGUGAACCCUGGAAUAGAGACAAAAAAUAUCCUCACAAUGAACAUUACACUCUAGUUUUGUUAAUUUUCUCAUAUUUCAUAGUGAACGUUCUAGCACGUGCCUCUCUACAUGGCUAUACUGUUGGUGAUUAAUGUAGUCAUUCCAAAUCCAUGCUAAUAAAGAUCCACACAUCA